AUACGCACUUCAUUUUCUCUACACUAAACCUAAAAAAUAGUACUAAUACAAAACAUAAAUUCUCUGCUCCGUUAUGGAUUCAAAGAGAUACUUAGUUACUCUCUUUUUAUUCUUUAACAUUCUUUUCUUUACCCUUGUAAGUGGCUGCUGGAGUGGCUGCAAUAAUCCACCAACUCCAAAACCAAAUCCGAACCCAAACCCAAAUCCUAACCCUAGCCCAUCAAAGGGACACUGCCCUAGAGAUGCCCUAAAACUAGGUGUUUGUGCCAAGGUGCUGAACGGACCCGUCGGAGCCGUCAUCGGAACCCCACCGGACAUGCCUUGUUGUUCCGUACUAGGUGGACUUUUGGAUCUUGAAGCUGCAGUUUGCCUUUGCACUGCACUGAAAGCCAACAUUCUUGGAAUCAACAUUGAUAUUCCCAUUGCACUAAGCUUGCUUAUCAAUACUUGUGGGAAAAGUCUGCCAUCUGACUUCACUUGUGCCUAAGCUAUAAUGCUUCUCUUUGAGUCGCCACGAAUAAGUUUUAGUGACAGGACUAUUCUUAAGAGUCGCCGCGAAUAAGUUUUAUGUCAGGACUAUUCUUAAUGACCAUUAGGUUGGCACAAAAAAAAAUUUGUGAUGACUUCUUUAUUUUCUGUGGUGACUAAAGUCUCAUUGCUUGUAUGUUUGAUUAAGUAUUUCCCUUUGUUGUUGUAGCAUUAGAGGAAUUUAUUUUUCCAUUUUAGUUUGUUGAAGUUCAUGUUGUAUUUUAGUUCUUUGUUGUUAGGACUUAGGAACGAGCACUUGAUAACUCGUACGAAGGGAUUGUUCUUCCAUCUCCUUUGUACUUCACUAGUGCUUUCUCUAUUGAUUUGAUGAAUUUCUAAUUCACAAGUGGCUUCUACUUCUCCUUUA
Molecule: messenger RNA, 895 nt
Organism: Nicotiana attenuata
Lineage: Eukaryota; Viridiplantae; Streptophyta; Magnoliopsida; Solanales; Solanaceae
Product: 14 kDa proline-rich protein DC2.15-like
Exons: 1
Coding region: 74-487 (137 amino acids)
Source: RefSeq, a predicted model, not a curated record